AUGGAGUUGAUGAAGGAGAGGUUUGCAAAGCUGCUACUGGGAGAGGACAUGUCAGGAGGUGGAAAAGGAGUUUCAUCAGCUCUUGCUCUUUCCAAUGCCAUCACAAAUCUCGCAGCUUCUGUUUUUGGGGAACAACGGAGGCUUGAACCAAUGUCUGUUGAGAGGAAGACAAGAUGGUGGAAAGAAAUUGAGUGGCUUUUAUCUGUAACUGAUCACAUUGUGGAAUUGGUUCCUUCACAACAGGCAACUAAGGAUGGAACAAAUAUGGAGAUAAUGGUGACUCAACAGCGGAGAGAUCUUCACAUGAACAUCCCUGCAUUGCGAAAACUCGACACUAUGCUCAUUGGUUAUCUAGACAACUUUAAAGACCAGAAUGAGUUCUGGUAUGCUUCAAGAGAUGAUAAUGGUGAUGCUCAAAACCAAAAGAACCAGAGGAGGGAUGAUAAAUGGUGGCUGCCAACAGUGAAAGUUCCUCAAGAGGGGCUCUCAGAAAGUACUAGAAAAUGGCUGAAACAUCAGAAAGAGUUGGUGAACCAAGUGUUUAAGGCUGCAAUGACCAUCAAUGCUCAAGUUCUCGCCGAAAUGUCGGUACCUGACACAUACAUUGAAUCUCUUCCAAAGAACGGAAGAUCAAGCCUUGGAGAUGCAUUAUACAAGAGUAUCAAAGCAGACAUGUUCGACCCCGAGCAAUUCUUUUCAUCAAUAGAUUUAUCGACAGAGCACAAAGUCCUUGAUCUAAAGAACCGCAUUGAAGCCUCCACUGUCAUAUGGAAGAAGAAGAUGCACAACAUGGAUGGCAAGUCUUCAUGGGGCUCAAUUGUGAGCCUUGAGAAGAGGGAGCAGUUUGAGGAGAGAGCAGAGACAAUCUUGCUUCUCCUUAAACAGAGGUUCCCUGGCAUCCCCCAAUCAGUACUGGAUAUCAGCAAGAUUCAAUACAACAAAGUAUGA
Dioscorea cayenensis subsp. rotundata (Guinea yam) is the source of this 948-nucleotide messenger RNA. RefSeq names its product rop guanine nucleotide exchange factor 9-like. Gene Ontology annotation, molecular function: guanyl-nucleotide exchange factor activity. Lineage: Eukaryota; Viridiplantae; Streptophyta; Magnoliopsida; Dioscoreales; Dioscoreaceae. The record is from RefSeq and is a predicted model, not a curated record.